UAAACUGCUGUAUUGUGUUUUGAGUGUAACGUUGAAAUUUUCUGUUGGGCUAGUUUUUUCGUGAAGUUUAUUUUCAUAAAAGGAAGAAUAUUAUUUGAGGAGUCUACAUCAGAAUAACGUCUUAUGAUUACAAACUUACAGGACGAAAACUACAACUGCUUGAAAAUGUCGUAAGAUUCUGAUUGGAGAUGAAAGGAUGAACUAUGGAAUCACGAAGUGCGCCGCCAAGCCCCGACGAGUCGGGGGAGGCGGUGUAUGAUUCCCGCUGUGGGCGGUAUCCAACGCCUUCUCUUCAGAGAACGUUUGCCAGUUGCCGCGAAACUACCAGACCUCGGCCUCACCACCGCCAUGCGGCCUCCGAGCCUGCACGACCCGAUGAUCGCGUCCUCAUCACUGCUGAAGUACAUGACUACCCAUCUUCUGAGUCUGGCAUCGCAGCGGAUUGUCCUCAUCCACACAUGAGUAAUGCUGACGAUAGUCCUUCUUAUGAUAGAUCUGAUUAUGAAGGCAACUCAAGUUACAGUUUGAGACAUACACCUGAAUAUCACCAUACUCUAGACUGUAAACAUCGCCCGAUUGAUUAUAAUCGCAGUCACACACCUGACUAUAACCACGGCCAUGGCUCAGACUGUGAUCGAUCUCAUCCACGGUCACAAACUGCUAGGCGCCCUCAUAGAAAGCAUAGAAGAGAAGAAGAUGAUGGUGCACAGUCUUUGGACGAAAGGUGUGCUCGAGAUUUGGAUGAAAUUUUACCGGCGAGAUUGGCAGCUGUCAAUUUGUCUAGAGAGCCUCCACCUCAGACUUGGAAUAGAAGUAAUAUUGCUGCUACGAUGGAACGGUUUGAACCAGUUGAUUAUUCUUAUGCAUAUUAUGAUCAUCAUUUAUCUAUGCCAUCGUCAUCUAGGAAAGCAAAUCGCCAACGUGGGCGAGGCGGAAUACCACGAGAUCGGUCCGCUAGACAUAACUAUGUAACUAGAUAUGGAACAGAAGAAAAUAUAUAUGAAGAAAUUACAGAUGGUUCCAGGACGUGUCCAAAACACCGAUAUGUACCCCGACAAUCUCUGGUCUCAUUAGAUCGAAGUGUGGUAGAGGAAGAAGUACGCAGGGUAGAGUCCAGGCAUAAAAGAAUUUUAGGCGAACUAAAUCUUAGCGUUGAGGCCAUGUUAAUGCCCGAAUGUGAAUCACCAGAUUCGGAACGAGCAGAAGAUAGAGACAAUAUAGAAGAAUUAUUACGAGUAGGUCCAACUGAUGAAUUACUAUCACCAGCAAGCUGUAAUCCCCCAGACUUAGAUAGCGGAUUUAGUGGCAGUAGUAGUGGAGCAAGUUAUGUAGGCAGUCUUCGACGCAAGCCAACUGGAUCGGUACCUCACUUACCUGCUGUGGCAUAUGGAACUCGAGGAGCUGGUGUCCGUAUACUUGGUGCUGAUGAAUGCGGAAUGCGAGGUCCAAGAGAUGCUCCUUCUCCACGAAGUUCAAGCUGUGGAGAUGCUAAAGCUAGUGGUUUUUGGAAUAAAAAGGCAUGGAAGAAAAUAUCUGGGUUUUCAAGCUCUAAUAGCAUCAACAAAGCAGGACUAACUGGUCUGCUCGUUAGGUACACUUUCCGGCGUAAGUCCGGCUCGCAGGGCUCUCAGGGCAAGCGGCGUUCCGAGCCCGUCAAAUGCGAUGCGUGCCUCUCACAACGAUGUUAGCCGCUUUAUGCUACUCCAACGGAAAACUGGUGGUGCCGUUGGAUUCCCUAGCCCAGAGCUGAGGGGCCCAGCCCCCUCGCCAUCCCCGCUUCGAACUCCUCAGAGGGACUGCUAAACACGAAGGGACAACGAUAAAUACAAAAAUAGUUGCAUAAAUCACUAUAGAACUUUGUAAAUCAUUUCAACGGAAACAUUCCAAAUGACUUUGUGAGGAUAAAUUACAGUGUGACGACACCCUUAUGAGUCUCAAAGACAAACAGGUGUGUGGAAGUGUGCGGUGGAACAAAAUGACUUUUGUAAUGAGGCGUGUAUACGGUGAAGUGAUAGAAAAGCCUAAUUAAUAAUUUGUAUUGUUAUUGGGAUCGUUUCAUAGAAACGUAAGGAGUAAGUUGUUGUUACUUAUCAAUUUUUAGUAGUAAUAGGUACAUGAAAAGGCUGAUAAUUUGAAUCAGGUUUUGUACAUGAUAAAUGCUGCCAUUUUAGCUAAUUAACUGUUCAUUACACUUUAGAUGUUCAAUGAAGUUUGCUAUUAUGGUAUUGUUGAUGUAUUGAAGUAAACUCUUGGUCAGUUAAAGAUUAGCAUCCUUUUAUAACGUUGUUUAGAGAUAGCAAGUCAGUUUUGAAUAUACUAUUUUACCACAAUAUUUAUUUUUAUUUUAAAUCUCACCGGCCAGUCGAAUAUAAAAAGUUGUUAUCGAAUUUCAAUAGUGAAAUAUACAAAAAUAUCGCAAUGUUCACUGAGUAAAUAUAUUCUGUAUUUAAUUGAUGUAUUUGAUAAUUAUAUAGAUGGUCCAACCUAUUUAUUUUUAAUACCUCUUAGGAACCGUGUAUAAACUUUGUUUUAUAAAUAAAAUGUUAUUCAUCGAAAUAACGCAAAUGUUAAUAAUUGUUAGUACAUAGUUGUAUAUUUUGUAAAUAUCUAUUGAAAAAAACAUGGUGCACUUUUUUAUGUUACUUGAUCAGUAAUAUAUAUACGUAGUCACAUUUGAAUUCGCUUGAUUAUUCGUUUCAUAGACCGCUAAAUAGGAUAAAUUUAAUUUGAUCUAAAUGUCAUGACAGCUUGAAUGAAUAGAUACUACAUAAAUGAAAUUUUCUCUGCGUUCGUGUUUAAUUUUCUUAUCAAAUUAAAUUUUGUACAUUUUCCAGCUAUGUCGCUAUAACACCAACUACCUUACUGCAUUUAGCAAAUAUAAUUCUAACAUUACAUUAAAUACAAUUUCUAUCUGAUCUGAAGUGUGAAGGCCAAGAAAAUCUUGGGCUUUAACACUGAAAAUGUUCAUCGUAAAAAUUUCCUUUAAAACAUUAAAACUGACAUUACUUAAGGUAUGUCAAUAAAACCUGUUAUCAAACAAAACAAACCUUCAACAAAAUAUCGCCAUUAUCUACAGCUUCGUGUAAGCUCCAACUAUACCUAUAACCGCUUUACAAACCCUAUGUAGAAAGAGAUAUUUUCUGUUGUAAAAUGUUCUUUGAAAAUAAUUCAAUGGUAAAUCCGCGAGGUAAAUCUAUUGAAUUAGAUGAAAAGCAAGUGACAUUCGUCGCGCUCUAUUGUCGGUUUCGUUUGCGCAUUCUAUAACAACCGCGGGACCACCAGUGUAAAAGCCUUUCGUUUGCAUUUUAAUAAUAUUUUUGCUCAUAGUCACUUUUUUAUCACCUCUGUUGAGAACAUACGUUGCUAACCUACGUAGAUCUUCGUAGACAAGUGUGUAUUGUUCAUUUUCUGCACAUUAAAUAAAACAAUUCAAAUUAUUCCUGACAUUUUUAAUUAUAUAGGUAAGUUUUUAAUGGUGGAGUUGCGGCGUGCGGAAAUCUGUUCGUACAUCAACAAUCUGUUGACAAAGAGAGUUGACGCCAACGUUGAGUUGAUCUUAAAAAUUUAAAGACCUAUGUAAGAUACCUAGAUAAGAUAGCCAAGUAUGCAGCCAAAAACCCCAUGGAUUGGAGAGAGACAAUUCUCAAUAAAUUCUUCCCAAUAUAACAUCUGACAGACACCCAGACUGAUCUGUAUUCCAUCCACAAUAUUCCCUCCCCUAUUUCUUCAUUUCGACGAUGUUCUUCUAUGUAAUCUUAUUUUACAUUCACGCUGUCUUGGCAAAAUAGGGCCCAUUUUAACUUGAAAUAUCUACAGGUUGUAGAAAAAGUUGACAGGUGAUUCACGCCGUGGUUUUCGUAAUAAAAUCAUUUUACUUAAUAAUUAAUAUAAAAUAAAUCAUUAACUGAAGAUAUUAUUUUCGAACAAAUUGAAAUGAAAAGAAAUUAAUUUACUUUUUCACCGAUAUAACUGCAAGUGCGCGAGUUAAUACUGAUUUUUGCUUUUCGUCUUAGUCGUAACGAAAUAUUUUACACGGGGCAAGUAAAUCACGUUAUAGGUAAACUACAGUGUGGAACAUCUGUCAAUCCUCCAGAUUCAAAUGCUCGUGCGUUUGUUAUACAUUCACUAGUCAGAAGUGAAAAAAUAAUUUUAAUAAUUCUAUUGUUAUUCGUCGCACUUGUCUGUACACAUUGAUCUGUAUGGCCUACUCUACUCUAUUUUCAAUUAAACUUAUGUAAAUAUAGUGUACAACAUUUCAAAUUAUUCGCAUGACAUGGUAACGAUUUAGAUACAUUGUGUUUUUGGAGUCUUUUGCGAAAUCAUGGGGUGUUGGUAGCACUGAAUUAUCAAUACAUUAAUAAUUAUGAAAAUAAACCUUUUUUGACAGGUUUUUUUUUUCCAUUUUCAAGCAAAAAAUAUUUCCAGCAAAUACCCAGAAAUGUCAAAAAAUAAAAAUAAAAUCAGGCCACCAACAUCAUAAUGUACAGUCGACUUGAAUUUUUACUGUUCUUAAACUAUAUGACUGAUACGCAACGUAAAUAAUCUCAAUGUUACAUGAAAUAAUUAUUUCUUUGUCUGUAAUUUAGUGAUCGUGUUCAAGUCAAAAGAGAUUUUUAUCAAAUAAAUCAUAAAAUAUA
Messenger RNA from Plodia interpunctella (Indianmeal moth), 4637 nucleotides. RefSeq lists its product as uncharacterized. NCBI's taxonomy places the organism in Eukaryota, Metazoa, Arthropoda, Insecta, Lepidoptera, Pyralidae. The record is from RefSeq and is a predicted model, not a curated record. The transcript has 5 exons. Bases 204 to 1688 code for a protein of 494 amino acids.